AAAAAUAAAAAUUACGGUUUCCUUAUAUAUAGCACUGGCGUGUGGCUUCCACACACCAUCCGCAACCCCCAAGCCACCUUGAAGUCUCCUCUCUAUCAAGAUUUGAAGCCAUGGCAUUUUGUCUUGGCUCCCACAUCCAUGCAGCCCCCUCCACGCUUCCUCCAAAUCCAAAGCAAGAUGCCGAAACCCAAAUCACCAUUCCAUCCCAACUCCAUGACCCUGAAUCGAUCCAACCUGUGGCCGUAGACUACGCGGCCCGAGCCCAGUGGCUACGUGCUGCCGUCCUCGGUGCCAACGACGGCCUCGUCUCGGUAGCGUCUCUGAUGAUCGGUGUAGGGGCCGUGAACCAGACUGCCAAGGCGAUGCUCGUGUCGGGCCUGGCCGGCCUCGUCGCGGGUGCUUGCAGCAUGGCCAUCGGCGAGUUCGUCUCGGUCUACGCUCAAUAUGAUAUCGAGGUGGCCCAGAUGGAGCGAGAGAGCCUCGAGAGCAGCGGUAGCGAAGCCGGCAAGGAGAAGGAGAGCCUGCCGAACCCUCUAAUGGCUGCCGGGGCCUCGGCGUUGGCGUUUGGGAUGGGGGCCUUGCUGCCUUUGUUGGCAGGAGGGUUUAUAAGGUCAUGGGGUGUGAGAGUUGGGGUGGUGUGUGCUGUGAGUAGCCUGGGGUUGGCCGGGUUUGGUGCGGCCGGGGCCGUCCUGGGUGGAGCCAAUGUUUCCAAGUCUGCGCUUAGGGUUUUGCUUGGGGGAUGGUUGGCUAUGUUGGUCACCUUUGGGGUUCUUAGACUGUUUGGGCUUGCUUUCAAGAUGCAUGUCUCCUCAGCUUAGGUUGUCUUUUGCUUGGCUCAAGGAAUUUAGAGGCCCAUGUUUGGAAAGGUCAUAUUCUUGGGUUGAUUAUCCAAGGAGUGUAUAAGGACUAUUGCGUUUGAAUGUUAGCAUCUUUGG
This is a messenger RNA of Elaeis guineensis (African oil palm), 935 nucleotides long. RefSeq names its product vacuolar iron transporter homolog 2-like. Gene Ontology annotation, molecular function: manganese ion transmembrane transporter activity. NCBI's taxonomy places the organism in Eukaryota, Viridiplantae, Streptophyta, Magnoliopsida, Arecales, Arecaceae. The record is from RefSeq and is a predicted model, not a curated record. Gene Ontology annotation, biological process: intracellular manganese ion homeostasis.